This is a messenger RNA of Onychostruthus taczanowskii (white-rumped snowfinch), 1008 nucleotides long. RefSeq names its product RNA binding motif protein 48 (gene RBM48). Bases 18 to 476 code for a protein of 152 amino acids. Gene Ontology annotation, molecular function: nucleic acid binding. The record is from RefSeq and is a predicted model, not a curated record. The transcript is spliced from 4 exons. Gene Ontology annotation, cellular component: nucleoplasm. NCBI's taxonomy places the organism in Eukaryota, Metazoa, Chordata, Aves, Passeriformes, Passeridae.
GCGGGGCUGACGGGAAGAUGGCGGCCGGCAGCAGCGGUGGCCCGGGCGCUCCGUGCCGGCACCACGCGCAGCUGGGAGCCUGCGAGUCGCGCGCCAAGUACCGCGAGGGGUGGCGGCCGCGCGCCGUGAAGGUUUACACUAUCAACUUGGAAUCUCGCUAUUUACUGAUACAAGGAGUUCCUGCAUUAGGUGUUAUGAAGGAAUUAGUUGAACAAUUUGCAUUAUAUGGUGCCAUUGAGGAAUAUCAUGCUCUAGAUGAAUAUCCAGCAGAGCAGUUUACUGAAGUGUACCUUAUAAAAUUCAAAAAACUGCAGUGUGCAAGGGUGGCCAAGAAAAAAAUGGAUGAACGAAGUUUCUUUGGUAGUUUGCUGCACGUGUGCUAUGCUCCAGAAUUUGAAACAGUCCAAGAAACUAGAGAGAAGUUGCAGGACAGAAGAAAGUAUAUAGCAAAAGCAACAAAUCAAAGAGAAAUUUAAAGCACUGGCAGGAAAUUUGGGAUCACAUGUGUUUUCACCCUUGUUCCACCCUCCUCAGGCAUGCCAGAGGGACAGUUUUGGAAGGAAUAUGACUAUACCAGAACCAUCAAAAAAAUUUCUCCAGCGCACAUCUUUGUACUGGGGGAUUUUUAAGAAUGGACUGUGUUUACAAAGGCUUCUGUACCACAGAGUUCCCAGGCAGCGCUGAAGGCUGGGCAAGCUGAAGAAUAAGCAAAUUGCUGAGCACAAGCUUUUCCUUUCAUGUGCUCACAUACUUGGUAUCAUUAUUCAUUGUGUGAGGAUUUCUAAAGGGAGUAAACCCACUGAUUUUUAACAUCAAAACAUCUGUGUUUUUUCAAUGUUAUAAACCAGCAAAGGCACUAGACUAGAAAAUUGGUUUGAAAGUUGAAUUUGUUAUAUUUGAAGCUUAAAAAUAAUCACAGAAAGGUACUGGGUAUCACUGGUAUUGUUUUGUUCUUGGCUGUUAGAACUAAUAAUGACAUGAAAUACUGAAGGUGGUUCUUUGUUGUUG